AUGUCAUUAGAGUCUGGAGUUGUUACAUCUCCCGGAUGUACAAGCGAUGUUUCAUCGACUACUUUAAACAAGUCGAUUGAUGAAGACAAGUAUGAUGUGGCACGUGUUCAACUUGAAGAAGAGAACAUCGAGCUGAAACAAAAGAUUAAGACGUACGAGGCCGGCUUUCUUCAAAGUCAGAAUUUGGUGAAAGAAUAUCGAACGUUCAUUAACUACUUUCCUAAACGAGGCGAACGCUUUUGUUGUGGUAAAAUCGAUAAAGUGUUGAAACCAAACGACACAUAUGCGGUGACUUAUGGAACACAAUUUCCUGAGAUCCCAAAAGUCGUCUGCUUUUUGAACCCAACGAUCUUCAAACUGGACAACUCGUGUAUAAUUCCUUCACAAAACGGAUUUAUAUUAAAGACAAACCAAUUUUCGCCAAUACAAAGUGAAGGAUCAUUCUAUUUCUGGAUCGCUUACUGUCCUAUUAAACCCAAAUCGGAGAAAAUGGGAGAAAUAGUCGACCUUUUAAAGGGCGUCAAGACAUAUACCGAAAAAGAAGUAGAGCUUCAAAUAGUGAAAUAUAUGAAGAAAGGGAGUGUGAAUGAUAUCGAUGGGAAUGGGAGGACUUUUUUGUAUUAUGCGUGUGAGAAGUCGUUUGUCGGACUAGUCGAGUUUCUUUUGAAUAAAUCGGCGGACCCCAAUAUUUCAGAUGAGAAUCAAUACUCGCCCCUCCAUAAAGCACUUUCAGCGGAAAAGAUCGAGAAGCGAAUAGUCGAGAUGUUAUUAGAGAAAGGGGCUGACCGAGCUGCGAAGAAUGAAAGUUUGAGUACGCCAUUACAUUAUUUGUGUCGUGUGUCUAACUUGGGUCAAAACACGGAAACGCUGAAAGUCAUAUUAGACGUGGAAGAUAAGACGAUGGAUGGUUCAGUGAGUCGGAAGAGAUAUGUCAAUGAAGCGAAUUUGGCUGGGGAAACAGCUUUAACGAAUGUGUGUACCCGAUCGAUGGAUGUUAAUGCUAUCCGUUUAUUAUGUGAGUCGGGGUCGGACGCGAAUCAUCAAACCAAUUCUGGCAUUUUUCCGUUAUAUUCUGCUGUUCUUAAGAAAAAUACGGCUGCAUUAGAAGUAUUACUGAAAUAUGGAGCAAAUAUCGGCCAAAUUUAUAACGGGAAACCACUCUUCCAAAUUGCAGAGGAAAAGGGCCAAAUUGAGAAAUUAAAGAAAUUUAUUAAAGAGAAUUAUAUGAACAAAACGAUGAGUGAUGUGGACAUCACGACUCUUGCAGAUACUUUUGAAACAAUCACUUUCCCAGUCGAAUCAUGGACGGACAAUAUUAUGAUGCAAAAAUCAGUGUUAGUGGAACUGGAUAACUUACCGCCACAAAGUCACGUGGAAAAUUAUUUUACUUGCACAACACAUAAAUAUGAUAGUUUACUAUUUAAUAAUAUUCAUGACCCACAAGCUUGUUCAUAUUAUUAUAAAAACUAUUUCAAAUUAAACGAACAUAACAAUUACAUCAUUCAUUCGGAUAACGAGUCGUCGAUUGUGUCGAUCUCAGAUGAUACCCCGAACACCGAAAAAAAGAUUAAAAAAGUCAUCAUCAGAACGAAACGAUUUGACACUCGAAAAGUGUUUGAGAACAAAACGGACCACCAAAUAUUGAAGGAGUUGUUUGUCGAUUAUAAAGAAAAGGCGACUUUUCCGAUUCGAGGGGACGCUAUGUAUAACGCUCUUAUCAGAUUUGAGAAUUUCUUCACAUAUAACAGAUACAAAUUUGGCGUGUUGUACGCGGCACCGGGUCAAACGAAAGAAAUGGAGUUUUAUAAUAACAGGACGGGGUCGGUGCAUUUUGAACACUUUUUGACAUUAAUUGGACAAAAGACUAAAUUGUAUGGAUACAAUGGCUUUGUAGGUGGGUUGGAUACAAAAAAUAAACUGACGGGGGAGUACUUUGUCGCUAAUAGAUUCUCACAAGGAAAGAUAGAAAUCACUUUCCACGUCUCGACGUACCUCCCGUAUAUGGAAAACAAUGAACAACAACUCGAUAAGAAGAAACACAUCGGAAAUGACGUCGUUGUCCUCGUAUUUAAAGAGUAUACCGGAACACCAGAACCAAUCGAUAUCACAAGCUUCAAAACACAAUUUAACCACGCUAUCAUCGUCGUCGGUUGUGAUCUGAAUCAACACAAUCCACCAGACCAAGUCAUGUACUCCGUUAAUAUCUGGUGUAAAAAGGAAGUCGCCCCCGUACCCCCUUUCAUUACCACUGACUUUUAUGUCCACUCUCCGGAGUUCGGACAGUUCUUAGUCGCAAAAAUGAUCAACGCUGAAAGAUCAGCUCAAGACUCCCUCACAUUCAGAGCUAAGCGGCUUACUAUUAGACAAAACCAGCUUGAAAGCAUGAUGAACAACUUCGUUAGGUGA
Messenger RNA from Entamoeba invadens IP1, 2406 nucleotides. Its product is annotated as rap GTPase-activating protein, putative. Gene Ontology annotation, biological process: activation of GTPase activity; regulation of small GTPase mediated signal transduction. Bases 1 to 2406 code for a protein of 801 amino acids. The transcript is spliced from 3 exons. Gene Ontology annotation, cellular component: cytoplasm. Lineage: Eukaryota; Evosea; Mastigamoebida; Endamoebidae. The record is from RefSeq and is a predicted model, not a curated record. Gene Ontology annotation, molecular function: GTPase activator activity; protein binding.